Messenger RNA from Puntigrus tetrazona (Sumatra barb), 4236 nucleotides. It is a transcript of the gene pank4, whose product is annotated as pantothenate kinase 4 (inactive). Lineage: Eukaryota; Metazoa; Chordata; Actinopteri; Cypriniformes; Cyprinidae. Gene Ontology annotation, molecular function: pantothenate kinase activity; ATP binding. The record is from RefSeq and is a predicted model, not a curated record. Gene Ontology annotation, biological process: coenzyme A biosynthetic process. Gene Ontology annotation, cellular component: nucleus; cytosol. The transcript is spliced from 20 exons. Bases 14 to 2356 code for a protein of 780 amino acids.
CAAUCGCAGUAAGAUGGCGCUGUCUGGCGGGGUGGACAGAGGAUCCCACAGCAUGGAUAAGAGCAUUACACUCCCCCCAGAUGAAAUUUUCCGCAAUUUAGAGAACGCCAAGAGGUUCGCUAUAGAUAUAGGUGGCUCCUUGACAAAACUGGCAUAUUAUUCCACUGUUCAGCAUAAAGUUGCCAAAGUCAGGUCGUUUGAUCAUUCAGCGAAGGUAAGCUGGAAGGAAACAGAUGGAGACCCUCUUUAUGAAAUAUCUGUGCAGGAGGAGAUCACUGCCCGUCUUCACUUUAUCAAGUUUGAGAAUGCUUACAUUGAAACCUGCCUAGAUUUCAUUAAAGACCACCUGGUCAACACAGAAACCAAAGUCAUCAAAGCAACUGGUGGAGGGGCACACAAGUUCAAGGACCUGAUUGAGAAGAAGUUAAAGCUAAAAGUGGACAAAGAGGAUGAAAUGACUUGUCUGAUCAAGGGAUGCAACUUUGUUCUGAAGAAUAUUCCCCAUGAAGCUUUUGUGUAUGCCAAACAUGCUGAUUCUGAAUUCCGGUUCCAGAAUACACAUCCGGACAUUUUCCCAUACCUGCUUAUAAAUAUUGGCUCUGGAGUCUCCAUAGUAAAGGUUGAAGCAGAGGACAAAUUUGAGCGUAUUGGUGGCAGUUCUAUAGGUGGUGGCACAUUUUGGGGUCUUGGAGCUUUACUUACAAAAACCAAGAGGUUUGAUGAGCUUUUGCAGUUAGCAUCUAAAGGACAACACACAAAUGUGGAUAUGCUUGUUAAAGACAUCUAUGGAGGUGCUUAUGGGUCCCUGGGAUUAACUGGUGACCUCAUUGCAAGUAGCUUUGGGAAAUCAGCCACCACAGACAAAGAUUUCUCUAAAGAAGACAUGGCAAAGAGCCUACUGCACAUGAUAAGCAAUGACAUUGGACAGCUUGCCUGUCUCUAUGCCAAAUUGCACAACCUCACCAGAGUCUAUUUUGGAGGAUUUUUCAUUCGAGGACAUCCCGUUACCAUGCACACCAUCACCUAUAGCAUCAAUUUCUUCACUAAGGGAGAGGUCCAGGCUUUAUUUCUAAGACAUGAAGGAUAUCUUGGUGCUAUUGGGGCCUUUUUAAAGGGUGCAGAAGAAGACAAUCCUAACCAGUACAGCUGGGGGGAGAACUAUGCUGGUAGCUCUGGUCUCAUGAGUGUAUCUCCAGAGCUGAAUCCUGUGCAGCGGGCUCGUAGUGGAACGUUUCCAUUUGACAUGUUGGAGAUGGACCGUCUAGAGAGGCAGCUAGUCAACCUCCCCCUGCUGCAAGACCCAACCUCUUAUAUUCCAGACACGGUGGACCUGACUGAGGAUGCAUUGGCUCGGGAGUACUGGCUCUACUGCUUUGAGGAGGCAUUGGAUGGGGUGGUAAAACGAGCCAUAGCUAGCCAGAAAGAUCAACCAGAGGCUGUGGAAAGGGCGGAGAAGUUUCGUCAGAAAUACCGCCAUAAACUCCAGACUCUUCGGCACCAACCUUUUGCUUAUGGAUCCCUCACCGUCCGAAGUCUUUUAGACACAAGAGAACACUGUUUAAACGAGUUCAACUUUCCUGACCCCUACUCUAAGAUUAAGCAGAAGGAGAAUGACAUGGCACUGAAAUACUAUCUAAAAGUAGUGAAGUCAGUAGAGGAGCUGAGCUGGGAACAGAGACAGUUCACUUUGGUAAAAGGCCUACUGGCUGGCAAUGUUUUUGACUGGGGAGCCAAAGCCGUGUCAGACGUGCUUGAAUCUGAUCCAGAGUUUGGGUUUGAACAAGCAAAACAGCAAUUACAAGAGAGGCCAUGGCUUGUGGAUUCCUACAACCAGUGGCUUGAGAGACUGAAGGGUCCUCCUCAUAAAUGUGCAUUAUUUUUCGUAGAUAAUAGUGGAAUAGACAUUAUUCUUGGGGUUUUCCCUUUCAUUAGAGAACUUCUCAUCAGAGGCACAGAGGUUGUUCUUGCCAGUAACUCAGGCCCUGCCCUCAAUGACGUCACUAACAGUGAGCUGCAGAUCCUUACGGAGAGAAUAGCUGCCAUGGACCCUGUCAUCCACACUGCACUUAAAGAAGACAGACUUGCUUUGGUACAGAAUGGUUCUAGUUCUCCUUGUUUAGACCUGAGUCGCUUGGACAAAGUUUUGGCCACAGUCGUCAGGGAGCGUGGCACAGAUUUGGUGAUCAUUGAAGGAAUGGGUCGGGCCAUCCACACCAACUACUACGCCAUGCUCAGCUGCGAGAGCCUUAAACUAGCUGUCAUAAAGAACUCCUGGCUGGCCGAGCGUCUUGGAGGCAAGAUCUUCAGUGUAGUCUUCAAAUACGAGCUCCCUUCCAAAGUCCAAGGGCAACAUUAGGGAAAUUAAGAGGCUUUUAGAGCUAGAGCUGAAAGAAAAUAGCACUACCAAGGGUCUUCAGUGCUUUUUCCUAAAAUUGACAUAAUGAUUGUAUUUGAGGUUUUCUUUUGCUCUUAAUUAACUUUUUUUUUUUUUUUUUUUUUUAAAUCAAGAUCAAUAUUAAGGUGGCAGUCAUGUGUGCCUGCUCUGAAAUUGAAUGUGCACGUCGGCUGUAGCCUCCCUCAUAACAAUUGGUUGACAGCUGCAGGUGCUCUUUUUUUUAUUUUUAUUUUUAUUUUUUAUUCUUCUCAGACCAGAUUGCUGAUAGAUACAAUUCUUUAUGGUUUGCAAUGAAAAAUAUAACAUUUAUGAACGGUUUUGAAUUAGUCCUAGUAAUGAGGUCUUACACGUUUCCCCUGCUAGAUUUAACAAUAUAUUUAGAUGUAUAAACCUCAGUUUAUUAAAUGUGGAUCUUUCUUUUGAAACAUUGAAAACAUCACAGUUUUUUCCCUUAUUUCGUCUUUUUAAAUGAACAUAUUUGUGUAUUUCCAUUUUUUUUAGCAAAAUAAUCUGCUUUCAAAUGAAGCUAGUAUGUUUCUAAUUUCACUCACUGCAUUUGUUUCUGCUGUAUUGAAUCAUAUCUCACCCUUCUGGCAUUGUCUUUUAAUGACUAGCACCUCUGUUCCCAUGACAACAUUUCAUGGUGACAAUGAUUUUGUUAUUUUAAUGCAUUAGCAAUGGUGACCCAACAGAAGUGAAUAACAAAAGCUUCUUGAAAAAAACAGAAUACUUGGCCUUUGAGUAACAGUUUGUGUUCUUAGUUUUAGUUCUAUUGGUUUUGUUUUGUAUGGCCACUCUCCAGAUGUAAUAAAAAGUAAUGUAACGUUUAGGACAUAUUGAAAUAUAAAGAGGAAAAAAGGCAAUUUUAUAAUUGGUUAUGCAACAUUUAACACUAGAUGUCAGUAUUGUAUUAUAAUUAGUUCAAAACAGUUACCUUUCUUGCUAAAGGCAGAUGGUAUUGUGAAAUAAUUUUUUUUUGUUGUGUUAUUUGUCAGGUGCUCAGUAAGAAAAAUGAAAGGGAACAGAGCCUGCAAUGCCUGCUUCAGAUGUUGUACCAUUAUAUUGUAAUGCAUUUGUCCUCAAGUCUGAUGCAGGUCUCACUCUUUGUCAUCUGUGGAAAUCUUUGUAAUCUAAAAUCCAUUUCAGGGUUCUACAGCACAGCAUUGCCUCACUAUCACAGCUCUUUCUGAUUGAGACCGUCACACCGUUUGUGUGAGUGUUUGUGUGAAUACGAAAAAUUUCAAAUGUUUGUGACAAUGUAUAAAAACAGUGAUUAGUUUGUGAGAACUAAACUUUAAAGCACAGUAUUUCAGGGCUCUGUUAUAGAGUAAGAAGCAUGUUAACUGCUUUUUUUCAUUCUGGUUUGAUUGAUUUGGUUCUCUCAAUGUAUCUUAUAUGUUGAUGUUGUGUGUGUGGUCCAGACAAACAAAAUGGUCAUACAGAUUGACAGUACAUGUAUUUUCAGUAUUUUAAAAACAGUGUGUGCGACAUCAUUCUGACUAAAGGUGUUAGAUGAACGUUCAAGAAUAUUUACUUUCAAGAGUCAUUCAUUUGGGAGGUAGCUUUGAAAUAUGCUCGUCACAGAUGUUGAGAAAACAAGGAUCUCUCUCAGUCGAAAGCUGUUUGUACAGUCCUCAUUUAUCAUUUAGCCAUACAUACUUUACUAAAGCGUUAACUCUGUGAAAUUUUGUAAAAUCAAUUGUAAAUAUAACGUAAACCUGUACAUAGAAUGUACUGUUUAUUUGCAUAUCUUGAUGCAUUCUCAAGUUUAUAGAAAAAAAAAUAUGCUCACUUGACAAUCAUAUAUAAUUCUAUGUCAAAUAUAUUUUACACUGUCUUCA